AUGGCGUCCCUCGUGCCCCGGCUCCUUGGCCGCCGGGCUCUGCAACCCGCCGUUGCUCUACGCUCUCCACGCGAUCCUUGGAUGCGAUUCCACGGCGCAAAUCCCCCACGCCCCUGCCCGCUGUUCCGGCCUUCCCUGGGGGUUGAUGGAUGCGCGAGAGCUGCGCGGAGAUGGUGGUUUCUCUCGCCGGUAAGGCACCGGAGCACGGCGGUGACGCUGAACACGGACGGAGGCUUUGCGCGCUUCUCGGUCGGAGAUCCGGGCACGAAUCAGAAUGGGGGGCAGAAUCAGCCGCAAGCGAAGAAGAAGAAGAUGUCCAAGAAGUCCAAGGUCAACCAGCUCAAGUGGUAUCGCCUCAAGGCCAAAAAGAAGAUGAAGUCGCCCAACCCCGAAGUCAGGAUAAGAUACAAGCUCGAAAAGGCCAAGAGGAAAGAAGAAUGGCUGAUUGAGAAACUCAGGAAGUACGAGGCCCCGAGGGCUCCGGAGCCGGUUCAUGACCCUGAGAUUCUGACCGAGGAGGAGAAGUUCUAUCUGAAACGGACUGGGGAGAAGAAAAAGAACUAUGUUCCUGUUGGGAGGAGAGGGGUGUUUGGUGGUGUGGUUCUCAACAUGCACCUCCACUGGAAGAAGCAUGAGACUAUGCAAGUAGUCUGCAAGCCCUGUCGACCUGGGCAAGUGUAUGAGUACGCAGAGGAGUUGGCGAGGCUCAGCAAAGGGACAGUUAUUGAUAUUAAACCUAAUAAUACCAUUAUCUUUUAUCGUGGAAAGAAUUAUGUGCAGCCAAAGGUUAUGUCACCUCCUGAUACUCUUUCUAAGCAGAAGGCCUUGGAGAAAUAUAGGUAUGAACAGUCUCUUGAACAUACCAGUAAAUUUAUUGAGCAGCUGGAACAGGAGCUUGAAGAUUACCAGAAGCAUGUUGCUUUAUUUAAGAAGCGUGAAGGGGCUAUUUCUGAGCAAAUCAGUAAUGAAGACUCUGAUGUGGAUGACCUCACAACUAGCUCAGAUACCGAUUGA
Messenger RNA from Triticum turgidum subsp. durum (durum wheat), 1014 nucleotides. The record is from the annotation of a GenBank genome assembly. Lineage: Eukaryota; Viridiplantae; Streptophyta; Magnoliopsida; Poales; Poaceae.